Molecule: messenger RNA, 348 nt
Organism: Theileria orientalis strain Shintoku
Lineage: Eukaryota; Apicomplexa; Aconoidasida; Piroplasmida; Theileriidae
Exons: 3
Coding region: 1-348 (115 amino acids)
Source: RefSeq, a predicted model, not a curated record
AUGUAUAAACGUGCUUUUAUGUAUAGCUCUAACGCUCCUAUAACAAUAUUCGACGAAAAUGAAAAGGACGAAAAUGAUUCUACAAAUAAAACAACAGAUAUUGAAUAUAAAAAUUUAGAACUAGAACCUGAAUUAAUUAAAACACAUCCUGGCAAUAAAGUAUCAUACUGUGUGUGUUGCAAGGGUAAAACGUUUUUAAAUAAGGAAUCAAUCUAUAAGCACUUAAAAAGUAAAAAUCACUUGAAAAAUGUUAAAAAGAAUGAAAAGAAUAAUGAGAAGGCAAAGAAAAUAAAAGAAGAAUUUCUUAAAAGAAUGAAGGAAGUUGAUAAUAAAUCAUAUAGUACUUAA